This is a messenger RNA of Eupeodes corollae, 2142 nucleotides long. RefSeq lists its product as uncharacterized. Lineage: Eukaryota; Metazoa; Arthropoda; Insecta; Diptera; Syrphidae. The transcript is spliced from 5 exons. The record is from RefSeq and is a predicted model, not a curated record. Bases 490 to 1758 code for a protein of 422 amino acids.
GAUGAGUUGUGUGUUGAAUGUUAGUAUUAUAAAAUCCGACCGAAACAACAACAAAGGCGAACGUUCGGUGUCGACAAUGUGGAUUGGGCGAUGAAAAUGAAAACAUUUCGUGUCCGAUGCUUGUUGUGAUCGUACGCGUCCCGUAUCGCUCUCAUCCCUCAAAUAUAUUUACAUUAUAACUGUUCCGAUUUGAAAUAUUUCAAAACAUACGGUGCACCUCUAUAAUCUCUCAACGGAAAUAGAAAACAAAGUUUUGGAAUUUUUCAAAUAAUAAAUAUUUUUGUAUACAAAAACGACAACGAUUAAAAAAGUGAUAAAAAUUUAAAUCUGAAAAAAAGUAAGUGUUAUCAACAGGCCUUAGAAGUAUUUUUGUGCCGAUUUCUUGUGAUCUUUGAAAGUGAAUUUGAUAAAGAAAUAAAUUGUGAUAGCGAAAAGUGCACAAACAAAUAAAGAAGAUACAAAUAAACAUAAAAUUAUUUUUGAAAAAAAAUGGGUCGACAAUUUGAAUAUAACCGUUUUGACAACGAUUCCGAGGAUAACAAACAGGAAGUUGGUGGUACUAUCAGUGAAUGCAAACAAAAAGAGUUCUUGCAUCAGAAGAAUCUUAGCCCUCAGACAAACAAGAAGUCAAAAUCGGUGAAAAAAUACGACACACGUAUAUUACCGCCUUACUCUGAGUUGUAUCCAGAACACGAUUUACCGCCAUUACAGGACGAAACAACUACGAAAAGGACUAAAUCAACUCUAAAAAGCGUUGAAAUUGCUAUCAAAAAAUACCAUCAAUUGUCUAAAUUUUUAAUACAAAGUCAUCAAAACAACAACAACGACAACGUCACCACUGACACUAAUACCAACAAUAUCAUUGUUACUGCUACUCCUGGAUCUCUGGAAAAGGACGAUUGUGAGAUGAUUGGUAUGGCAACAGCCUCGGUUCCAAAAAAACCUAAAGUCUACGAUUGCAUGAGAGAUUUUCUAAGGAAAAAAUUCUUCCAUCCUGCUUCCAUCUCCGAGGAAGAAUCCGAAGAAGCUGUUGAGUUUGAUGAUGAGGUGGAUUAUCUAACGAUGAUGGAGGAUUCGUAUGACAUUAAGGAUGUUGACGAUGUCGAGGAUGAUGACGAUGAUGACGAGUGUUUGCUUGUCGUGACAUCCAAUCAUCAGACGAGGUCUAAGUGCAUUCGUCUUGUGGAAAGAGGGGGAUGUUGGCCGAAAAACGAGUUCUACCUGGAGGAUGGGGACGAAGUUGACUCAGAUGUGGGGAUAAAGGAUUGUUGCCAAUUACUUAGUGGAUCGCCAAAAGCCGAAAAGAAUGGAAAAAGCCCCAAGAGAAAACCCAUCGAAAUACCUUCGGAGCUUCGUGACGCCACUUGGUUCCAACCGAAUAUCUCGGGUAAGGCUGCAGCUGAGAAAUUGAGCAAAGAGACUCCUGGAGCAUUCAUAAUUCGUCAAAGUUCCAGUGUAAAGCCUGGAAAUUAUAUACUCUCCCUUCGAAUGGAGACAAAAGUGAAGAAGUUCAUUAUCCUUGGAUCUCCAAGAUGCUACAAAAUUAAGGGAGCCAAAAAGGAAUUUUCAUCACUCAAAGCUUUAGUGACCCAUCACUCAGUUAUGGCUGAACAAUUGCCAGUAACUUUGUCACUCCCGAGACAAACUGCCGAUGAAAAAUUUUCACAUCGUUACUUGGAUGACUUCGAUACAUUUGAAUCUUUGCAAAUUUUGGGAAUAUUGAAAUUUUUACAAUCAAAAAACUUGGAAUUCUCUUGAGAUGCAAGCGAAAAUAAUCGACAUGAAAGUUGUCGUGGAAAGGCAGAACAAUAACCAAGUUCUAUAGGCCCAUAAUUAUCUACUUAAAAGCGCGCAAAGAGGCUGCCGACUUGUCACAAAGGGAUAUAAGUGAUAUGGUCCCGUGCACAACAUUCCAAUAAGUUUAUGAAGACAGACAAAAUAGGAAAAUUGAAAAGAAAAAAUCUCGAAUGCUUGGGGAAUAAUUAGCGUUGAGGAAUGAAAAAUAAUUAAAACAAUCAACGAUAUCAAUAAAAUGUUGUCAAGGAGAUUAUAUUGGCAUAUAUUUAGAAAAAAAAACACACACACAAAGUUAGAAGAAUGUUAUACCCCUUUAUAAAUAAUAUUAGAAAAGAAAAGAAUAAA